This is a messenger RNA of Strigops habroptila (Kakapo), 3134 nucleotides long. RefSeq names its product DEF6 guanine nucleotide exchange factor (gene DEF6). The record is from RefSeq and is a predicted model, not a curated record. NCBI's taxonomy places the organism in Eukaryota, Metazoa, Chordata, Aves, Psittaciformes, Psittacidae. The transcript is spliced from 11 exons. Gene Ontology annotation, cellular component: nucleus; cytoplasm. Bases 50 to 1924 code for a protein of 624 amino acids.
CGGAUCCUCGGUCUCGGCAGAGCCGCCCCUGCCAUCGCUGCCCGUAGCCAUGGACCUGCGAGCGGAGCUCCUCAAGUCCAUCUGGUACGCCUUCACCGCCCUGGACGUGGAGAAGAGCGGCAAGGUCUCCAAAUCCCAGCUCAAGGUGCUGUCUCACAACCUGUACACGGUGCUGUGCAUCCCCCACGACCCCGUGGCGCUGGAAGAGCAUUUCCGUGACGAUGACGACGGGCCGGUGUCCAGCCAGGGUUACAUGCCCUACCUCAACAAGUACAUCCUGGAUAAGGUGGUGGAAGGUGCUUUUGUCAAAGAGAACUUUGAUGAGCUCUGCUGGACCUUGACAGCAAAGAAGAAUUACAAGCCUGACCGGAACGGGAAUAGUGUCGUGUCCCACCAAGAUGCCUUCAAGCUCUGGUGUCUCUUCAACUUUCUGUCUGAAGAUAAAUACCCUCUCAUUAUGGUGCCAGAUGAGGUGGAGUACCUGCUGAAGAAGAUCUGUGCAGCCAUGAACGUGGAGCUGAGCUCCUGCGAGCUGGAUGACUACCUGUCCCAGGAGCCGCAGGGGCAGGGCGGGCUCACGGUCUGGCAGUUCCUGGACAUGGUGAACUCGGGGCGGUUCCUGCGUGGCAUCGAGCAGGAGGCCGUCAGCAUGGCCGUGGAGGAGGUGUACCAGGAGGUCAUCGAGGAUGUGCUCAAACAGGGCUACCUCUGGAAGAAGGGCCAGCUGAGGAGGAACUGGUCGGAGCGCUGGUUCACGCUGAAGCCCUGUGUCCUGUCCUACUACAUGAGUGAGGAACGGAAGGAGAAGAAGGGGAGCAUCACAUUGGACAAGCACUGCUGCGUGGAGGUGCUGCCUGACCGGGAUGGGAAGAGGUGCAUGUUCUGUGUGAAGACCCCGUCCCGCACCUAUGAGAUGAGCGCCUCCGACACCCGGCAGCGCCAGGAGUGGACACUAGCCAUCCAGACGGCCAUCCGGCUGCAGGCUGAGGGCAAGAAGUCCCUGCACAAAGACCUGAAGCAGAAGCGACGGGAGCAGCGGGAGCAACGGGAGCAGCGCAAGGCAGCCAAGGAGGAGGAGACGCAGCGGCUCAAGCAGCUCCAGGAGGAGAAGGAGAGGAAGCUGCAGGAGCUGGAGCUGCUCAAGGAGGCCCAGCGGCAGGCGGAGAUGCUCCUGCAGGAGGAGGAGCAGCGGCGGAGGCAGCAGCACGAGGAGAUGCAGAGGACCCUGGAGAUCCAGCUGCGCGAGGCUGAGCAGGCUCGUGCCUCCAUGCAGGCAGAGAUGGUGCUGAAGGAGGCAGAGGCAGAGCGUCAGCGCAAGCGCAUCCUGGAGCUGGAGGACAUGCAGGAGCGUCUCCAGGAGGCCCUGCAGCAGGAGGUGAAAGCACGGCAGGACGAGGAGUCCGUGAGAUACGCGCAGGCCAGGCUGCUGGCUGAGGAGGAGGAGAAGCUGAAGCAGCUGAUGAAGCUGAAGGAGGAGCAAGAGGAAUAUAUCAUCAAAACUCAGCGGGAGAAGCAAGUCCUCAAGCAGGAGAUGGAGAACAAGAACAAGUGUCUGGAAGAGGCGCAGAAGCAGUUGGAAGAAGUGAGACUGAACAGGCAGCGGGUGGACCAAGACUUCAUGGCAGCCCAGCGGAAGCUGCGACAGGCCAGCACCAAUGUCAAGCACUGGAACGUCCAGAUGAACCGACUGAUGCACCCCAUCGGGCCGGGAGACAAGCGUACUAAUGUGAGCGGAGGUGGCUUCGCUGGCUACCAACCCCUCCUCUCCCACAGAGAUUCCUCCCUCAAACUCAAGCAGAAAGUGGAGGAUAAAGGCAGCGACCCCACAAAGGACAACAGCAAGGAAAACGUGAGCAAUGGUGGGAACAGCAGUGUGCUGCCAUCUCCGGAUGUGGACACCAUGGCCGCAGAGCCCAGCAACUAGGCUGGAGGAUGGCAGAGCCCAGUGGGGAGCUGUAGGGCACAGCACGUCUCUCCGAGCAGACACAGUCAACACGGCCAUCUCUGGAUGGAGACAAGUGGGGACCAGCACAGAGCCUAGAGGUGACUACACAGGAGGCAGAGAUGCUCCCAUUUUCUUCAGGAGGGGCUGCAGCCACCACGGGCCAGGAGGCUCAGACAGCCCCAUGUUGGAGGCUCAAACAGCCCCAUGUUGGGGAGAAGGCAGCAGAGCCAUCUCCUCUGGGCUGCCCUGGUGUGGGACCUGGACUCAACUCCCCAGACUCUGGUUUCCACCUUGCCUAAAAGAAAAAGCCACCAGUGGGUCUGGACAAUGUGGCCCAGAGCUGCAGUUCCCCCUUGGUUUCUACCAGCAACCCUUCUGCAUCGCCCGCUGCACCCAUGGGUGCAUGGCCCUGCAACGGGAAGCCUUGGCAGGUUGAGAGGUACCUUCUGACCACCCCACAGAAAGGCUGGGGUGUCUUUAACUAACAUGUGCAUUCCCCGAAGGUGGUUCUUACUCACUGGAGUCACGUAGGUAUUAGCAGAAACCAACAAGCAAUAAAGCUUUUGGAGCCACUGCCCUGCAGGCUUUCUUCCCUGCACAUCUGUGGCCCUGCAGACCCCAGACCUCCCUCCUUGGCAGUGUGGGGUUUUGAUUCCCACUGUAGAAAAGAGCCCAUUAAAAGGAAUGAGACACUAGCCAUGGGAAGAAGCUCCACCAGUAGAUUUGGGGUUGGACAAGAGGGACACAGAUGCUGGUGAACUGGCUGUAGAUGAUGAACUCCCCUGUGGGCUGCAGGGCUGGCACAGGGGUAAUGUCUUGGGGGAAAAACACCUCUACAUGAUUAAUUAAGUGCUUGUAUAGGAAGAUAAUGAUGCUCUGGGCCACGUUUAGGUCUUUGCCCUUGCACGGGCAGGACUCCCUGUUUCAGGAGUCCUGGUACAGGAUGUGGUCCAAGGCAAUAGCAAAGACUCCCAGGGCCCAUCCGAACCGGGAGCUGGUGGACGUGGCAGCUCUCUUCAGUAACGCCGGCCUGGCCUGGCUCCUCCAGCUCAUUUGCUCCUCAAAAAACUCAGAAUAAAAGCCAAGUCUGCUGGCAAACCUCCCUGCAUGGAAAAUAAACCCCAGCCAUGCCAACGUUGGGGUUAGUUUUUCCAACACCUCUGUUUAAAUACAGUCCCAUUCACCUGUG